AUGCCUCCGCAGAUAACCCCAGUCGACUGGCAUAUCCUUCGUAGUGCACGUCUGAACGUGGUCCCUGUUGACUUCUUCAUCGCUAUCGCCCAUGCAACCCAUCCAGCUCGUCAACUAGAGUGUUUGAGGAUCGGCGGCGUCUACUCUUUCCCGGGGCCAUUUCCCUGCGGCACGCCAGUCGCCGAGAACGUGAUCCUUGGUCCCCAUACGCUUGCGCUCGAAGGCUCUGGCGAUCUUGAUACGAUCUUCCAUACGCUGAACCUGGAGGCCCUGCAGAGCCUGGAAAUUCGGUGCCAGAGAUGGUGCUCAUUCAGCAUUAAGGAACUCAACUCUUGCAUCGGUCGUACCAGACGUACUAUGACCAAGCUAUCCAUUGAUCAUCAGUACGACAACGAGCUUGACGAGGGCGACUUGGUAGCACUCUUGGCCAACCCGACCCUGCAGGACCUCACGGAGUUGCGAUUGCACUUUUCCAACUUGAGCUUUGGAGACAAGUUUUACACGAAGCUCACAGCCGGCUUUGGACGAAAACCGGUCCUUCCUAAGCUGCGCGUGCUGGACAUCGGCACAUGCGGCGUCUACACCGAUGGGAAGCUGGGACGUAUGCUGCGUUCACGUCGUCCCGGAGGAUACCUGCAUCCCCUCGUCGAUGUCAAGCUCGCUUUCAGCGAUGAGGAAGUAGACCAUUGGGGCGAUGACGUUUAUACCCUUUGGGUGGCCAAAGGGGAGAAGGGGUCCGAGGGGUACGUCAAGGAUAGCCCCGUCGUGCAGCAACUGCCAUUUGUGCACAUAUCGUGUUACGAAGUGACGGAGUCAGACUUGGAAGACAGUGAGGACGACGACGAAAUCUCGAUCAGCUCAGAAGUCGUUAGAGCAGAGAAUGAGGCGUCAUCUGUCACAGUUCAGCUUGGUGAUGAGCAAGUAGAACUCCGCGGACUAUAUACUCAAUAG
Schizophyllum commune H4-8 is the source of this 951-nucleotide messenger RNA. RefSeq lists its product as uncharacterized. The record is from RefSeq and is a predicted model, not a curated record. The coding region runs from base 1 to 951 and encodes 316 amino acids. The transcript has a single exon. NCBI's taxonomy places the organism in Eukaryota, Fungi, Basidiomycota, Agaricomycetes, Agaricales, Schizophyllaceae.